AUGACGUCCAUCAGUAACGGCUCGCUGGAGAUGGCGUCACUGAACGUCAGCUCGCCGGACGAGAUGACGGAGCUGAUGGAGAUGACUGACGAGGUCAGCUCCCUCACCUUGGCCACACAGAUAUUUGUCGGCACCUUCCUCUCUGCCAUCAUCAUCCUGGCCGUGUCGGGCAACAUCCUCGUCUGUGUGGCCGUGCUGACCGACCGCAACCUGCGCAAGAUCGGCAACCUCUACAUCGUGUCGCUCAGCUUCGCAGACAUGACGCUGGCCGGCGCAGUGAUGACGUUCGCGCUCACCAACGACUUGCUGGAGUACUGGCCGUUCGGCGCGCAGUUCUGCGACGUCUGGAUCGCGUUCGACGUGCUCUGCAGCACGGCCAGCAUCCUGAACCUGUGCGCCAUCUCUCUGGACCGCUACAUCCACAUCAAGGACCCGCUGAGGUACGGCCGGCUGGUGACGCGCCGUGUGGUCACGCUCAGUAUCGCCGCCAUCUGGCUGAUGGCUGUGCUCGUGUCGUUCGUGCCCAUCUCGCUGGACCUGCACCGGCCGCCGGGACGCAGCGCCGAGCCGGUGGACGAGCGCGGCCUGCCGCAGUGCGCGCUGGACCUGACGCCGCUGUACGCGGUCGUCAGUAGCUGUAUCAGCUUCUACGUGCCGUGUGUGGUGAUGCUGGCCAUCUACAGCCGGCUCUACCUCUACGCCAAGCGGCACGUGGAGAGCAUCAAGGCGCUUACCAAGCCCGUGAUGCUGGGUACGAUUGACGGCGUGGCGCCGCCGCCGGCCUGUAACCGGUGUCACGUCUCCGAGGGCAAGGCAGCGACCACAGUGGGCAUCAUCGUCGGCGUGUUCCUCGUCUGCUAUGUGCCGUUCUUCUGCGUCAACAUCGUGGCCGCCUUCUGCAAGACGUGCGUGCCGCGGCUGGCCUUCCAGACGCUCUCCUGGUUCGGCUACAGCAACAGCAGCUUCAACCCCAUCAUCUAUUCCAUCUUCAACGUCGAGUUCCGCGAGGCGUUCGUGCGCAUUUUCGGCAAGGUGCGCGGCGCGUUCGUGCGGCUCUGUCAGCGCGCGGGGGUGCCCACGCGGCCCCGGCAGCCGUCCCAGUGUAAGUCGGUGAGCUCGAUGACGCGUCUGAGCACGGGCGCCGUCGUGGUGGACCUGGAGGUGACGACCAGUGAGCGGGUGACAGCCAUCUGA
This is a messenger RNA of Amphibalanus amphitrite, 1194 nucleotides long. Its product is annotated as dopamine receptor 1-like. Gene Ontology annotation, molecular function: G protein-coupled receptor activity. The record is from RefSeq and is a predicted model, not a curated record. Gene Ontology annotation, cellular component: membrane. Gene Ontology annotation, biological process: adenylate cyclase-activating adrenergic receptor signaling pathway. The transcript has a single exon. The coding region runs from base 1 to 1194 and encodes 397 amino acids. NCBI's taxonomy places the organism in Eukaryota, Metazoa, Arthropoda, Thecostraca, Balanomorpha, Balanidae.